CAUAGGUAGGUAUAUAGGUAGGUACUUGGUAAGAGCUCAAAGCUCCCCCGCAUUUUACUGAGCCUCCGUUACAAAAUUAUGUAAAGAUCAAUGCAACAUAAAAAAAAAUAUAAAAGCACCAAGUAUCCCUCAAACACUACACUAUAACACGAAAGAAGCAAAUCAAAAUGGCAGAGCCUCAACCGAAAAACGUACACGAGGGCGCAUCCGGAGACGUCGAAGAUGAGGUCCAGACCACCGCCAAGUCAGCCGAGGAUCGGAAGGCUGCCGCCGCUAUGGCGAGCCUCGACACCCGCGGAGACGAUGCUAGUUCGUUGAACGCUGUUGAUCAGGAGGCUGUAAGCAAAGCCAUGCAGAGCCUUGGGAGUGGCCCCUCCACCGGUGCUGCGAAGGAAGUCAAGAAGGUCAAGGUCGACCCUGCUGACGUUUUGUUGCUGGUCGAUGAGCUCGAUCUGACUAAAGCAAAGGCUACCGAGUUGCUUAAGGCGCACGACGGCGACGCAGUCUUAGCUAUGAGAGCCUUUAUUGCUACGUGAAGAGGACUGUGAAUAGAGGGGCGAGGUCCUUCUAGCAUACAUAUUGUCGUAGGAGAGGCGUCAUGGUUUUGGGAACGUGAUAGAGAAAA
Molecule: messenger RNA, 625 nt
Organism: Daldinia loculata
Lineage: Eukaryota; Fungi; Ascomycota; Sordariomycetes; Xylariales; Hypoxylaceae
Exons: 2
Coding region: 168-536 (122 amino acids)
Biological process (GO): negative regulation of apoptotic process; protein stabilization
Source: RefSeq, a predicted model, not a curated record